Triticum turgidum subsp. durum (durum wheat) is the source of this 1311-nucleotide messenger RNA. The record is from the annotation of a GenBank genome assembly. NCBI's taxonomy places the organism in Eukaryota, Viridiplantae, Streptophyta, Magnoliopsida, Poales, Poaceae.
AUGGAGCACGUGGGCGUGCAUGGCGGUGGCGACGCCGCGUUCCUUCGCGGCCUCGAGGCGCUGGAGGUGGACGUGGAGCAGCAAGAGGAGAUAAUCGACUUCGAGGCAGAGCCGCCGGGCUCUUCUGAAUCGGUCGAGAUCUCCGACCUCAGGAAGCGCAUGUGGAAGGACCAGAUGCGCCUCAUGAAGCUCGAGGGCCGCGCCGGGGCCAGGAGCGGUGCGCCGGCCGGGCGGCAGGAGGACCGGGAGGAGGACGGUCCCGAGGCGCGGUGCCGGCGGAAGGCGAUGCUCCGCGCGCAGGACGGCGUGCUCCGGUACAUGAUGAAGAUGAUGCAGGCCUGCAACGCGCGCGGGUUCGUGUACGGCGUGAUCGACGAGGCCGGCGAACCCACGUCCGGCUCCUCCGACAGCCUCCGCGGCUGGUGGAAGGACAAGGUCGUCUUCGACCGCACGGGCCCGAAGGCGCUGAUCACCGGCAGCUCCGCCGCCGACGGUAGCAGCAGCCCGCUAGGCCUGGCCUCCUACCUCCACCGCCUCCAGGGCAUCCAGGACAACACGCUGGGCUCCGUGCUCUCGGCGCUCCUCCAGCACUGCGAGCCGCCGCAGCGCAACUUCCCCCUUGAGCGCGGCCUGGCGCCGCCGUGGUGGCCGACGGGGAAGGAGCCGUGGUGGGGCACGCAGGGCGAGACGCAGGCCCACCAGGGCGCGCCGCCGUACCGGAAGCCGCACGACCUGAAGAAGGCGUGGAAGGUGUCCCUGCUGAGCGCGGUGAUCAAGCACAUGAGCCCGCGCUUCGACCAGAUGCGCAGGCUCGUGUGGCAGUCCAAGCGGCUGCAGCACAGGAUGAGCGCCAAGGAGUCCGACACCUGGUCCAAGGUGCUCCGGCAGGAGGAGGCGCUCAGCGACCGGCUCAAGAGCUCGCUUCGGAUCACGCCCCUCGACGACGACUACGACGGCGAGGGACUGGAGGACGGUCCGGAAGAUGUGGCGCGUGGCCCGCAUGACAAGCGCAAGUGCGAGGACGCCCUGAGCGGCAGCUCAGGUGGGAAGUGGCCCAGACCACGAGGCGGGAGCCGGGACCUGGCGGCGAUGGUACCCGGGCUCGUCGAGGAGAGCCAGAGCCCGAUCAAUGAGCUCAUGGAGCUGUACUACAGCUGCCUGCAGGGACGCGACGGGGAGGAGAAACACGAUGUGGCGGUGGUACCUCCAGGAGUGCCGGGAGGAGCCAAUGAUGUUGCACAGCAAUUCCUGCUCGAUGUCAUCGGGAGCUGCCCGGAAGUAGAUCAUGUGUUGCGUUUGAUGGAGGAGUGA